AUGGACAAGUUCUCCUACGGAUCGGUUGUAACGUACACGUGUGACCGAGGUUACGCCCGCACUGGCGAGGCCUCCAUCCAGUGCGUGACGGCGGACGGGCUGACCGGCGUGUGGAGCAGGCCCCCGCCGCAGUGCGGACGCGAUACUAGGUGCCCAUUCCCACACAUCCAGAAUGGGAGGAGACUACCCCCUACUCGCUACGUCUACAAGACUGGGGAUACCGUAAGCUUUGAGUGCAACGCAGGCUACGCCCUUCAGGGCUCCCACACGGCCAAGUGCGGAGCUGAUUUCAAGUGGAGUCCACCUCUGCCAGUUUGCAGAAAGGAGGUGAAGUGUCCUCAGCCACCAAACAUCGCCAACGGGCAGCACAGCGGCCAGUCCUUGGACACUUUUCCCCGGGGACUGACCGUGUACUACAGCUGCAGGGAUGGCUACACGCUGGUCGGGAACAUGUCCAUCAACUGCACGGACGCCGGGCUGUGGAGCCGGCCCCGGCCCCGCUGCGAAGCAAUCGGCUGCAAGAGACCCGUGGUUCUGAAUGGGAAAAUUCACGGCUCGCAGAGCACCUACAAAGCUGGAGAGACUUUUCGUUUUGACUGUGAAGCCGGUUAUGCCUCAGAGGACACCUACGAGGCGCAGUGCCGACCGGGGGGCAUGUGGGACCCCCCGGUGCUCAGCUGCACAAAGAUCCGACCAUGCCCCAUGCCUCCACGGAUCGACAACGGAAAUCACGAUGGCCAGGGCUCAACAUUUUUUACCAUGGGAACGUCGGUGACGUACACCUGCGAUCCCGGCUACUACCUUGUUGGAAACGCAGUUGCUCUUUGCAGAGCCUCGGGGAACUGGAGCCUUCCCACGCCUCGCUGUGAAGAGGUGAAGUGUCCUCAGCCACCAAACAUCGCCAACGGGCAGCACAGCGGCCAGUCCUCGGACACUUUUCCCCGGGGACUGACCGUGUACUACAGCUGCAGGGAUGGCUACACGCUGGUCGGGAACAUGUCCAUCAACUGCACGGACGCCGGGCUGUGGAGCCGGCCCCGGCCCCGCUGCGAAGCAAUCGGCUGCGAGAGACCUGAGGUUCAGAACGGGAAAAUUCACGGCUCGCAGAGCACCUACAAAGCCGGAGGGACUCUUCAUUUUGACUGUGAAGCCGGUUAUGCCUCAGAGGACACCUACGAGGCGCAGUGCCGACCGGGGGGCAUGUGGGACCCCCCGGUGCUCAGCUGCACAAAGAUCCGACCAUGCCCCAUGCCUCCACGGAUCGACAACGGAAAUCACGAUGGCCGGGGCGCAGCAUUUUUUACCAUGGGAACGUCGGUGACGUACACCUGCGAUCCCGGCUACUACCUUGUUGGAAACGCAGUUGCUCUUUGCAGAGCCUCGGGGAACUGGAGCCUUCCCAUGCCUCGCUGUGAAGUGACUGUCUGCGUAAAUCCACAUAUAGAGAAUGGAAGGCAAGUUGAUGGUCAUGGACUUAUCUAUGGACCUGGACAAACAGUUACAUUUCAGUGUCAUAACGGUUACAGCCUGCAAGGCAGUGCUAAAAUCUACUGCCAGAAGGAUGGCAGCUGGGAUCCUCCGGUUCCAGUCUGUAGUAUGGAUAAACCUUCACCAAGCCUCCUGUCUAGGCAUACACUUCGAGGUGGUUGUGGUGCUCCUACAAGGUUACUCUUUGCUGAGCUAAGUGAGGAGUAUAAAAAUGAGAUUGACUUUCCUGUUGGGAAGACUGUGACAUACACUUGCCGACCAGGAUAUGCUAAACACCCAGGAAUGUCACCUACUAUUACAUGCCUUGACAGUGGAGUGUGGUCAGAAGCACUAGAGUUCUGUAAAAGGAAACAGUGUGGUCAUCCCGGUGAACCUGAGAAUGGCAAGAUUAGUUCCAUAACAGAUCUCUUAUUUGGGUCAACAGUGAUCUACAGCUGUGAGGAAGGGCACAGGUUAAUUGGGAAGCCUAGCAGACGAUGUGAGAUUUCUGACGCAACACACGUUGAAUGGAGUGGCAGCAUUCCCAUAUGUCAGCGUAUUCCUUGUGAGCCACCUCCAAAUAUUCCCGACGGGAAGCACACAGGCAGGCUGUUAGACGAAUUCUACUUCGGCUCAUCUGUAACGUACAGCUGCGACUCGGGGCACCCACCCCGCGGGGAGGCCUCCAUUCACUGCACCACCAAGGACGGGCAAAACGGCGUGUGGAGCGGACCCCCCCCUCAGUGCGGAGCACUGGCAUGCCCACCUCCUCCAGACAUUGCCAAUGGGAAGCACGGUGGCCAGCCUGGGGAGGCUUUCAGCCCUGGAGCAUCUGUUAAUUACCACUGUGAUCCUGGCUACGCUCUUGUUGGAGAAGCACGGCUUAACUGUACGGCCUCUGGCGCGUGGAGUCUUCCUGUCCCUCGGUGUGAAGCUGGCUGUAAUGCACCUACAAGACUGGUGUUUGCUGAGCUAAAGAAGGAGUAUGGCAAUCAGACUGUCUUCGCAGUGGGGAAGGCAGUAGAAUAUGUGUGUCGGCCUGGAUAUGCCAGACACCCGGGAAUUCGGCCAUCUGUCAUGUGUCUCCAAAAUCGGACGUGGUCUGCAGCACUGGAAUUCUGUAAAAGGAAGCAAUGUGCUAACCCAGAGGCACCACAGAAUGGCAGAGUUGUAAUUCUGACUGAUCUCUUCUUUGGGUCAAAAGUGAAUUACACUUGUAAGGAAGGGCACAAGUUGAUCGGACCUUCUCAGAGAAGAUGUGAGGUUUCCGGCCCACAUGUUUUAUGGAGUGGAGAUGUUCCUGUUUGCCAGCCAAUCGUGUGCGACCCGCCUCCGGACAUCCCCCACGGGAGACACACGGGCCGUCUGAUGGAUGACUUCCCCUACGCGGCUGUGGUCACGUACACGUGCGAUCCCGGCCACCCGCUCAUGGGACAGGCCUCCAUUUUCUGCACCACGGAGGACGGGGUACGCGGCGUGUGGAGCGGGCCACCGCCGCGGUGCGGAGCGGUGAAUUGUCCUCCUCCUCCAACCAUUGCCAACGGGAAGCACAACCAUCAGUCCUCAGACAAGUUUCUCCCAGGAAUGACUGUUCAGUACACCUGCAGGAAUGGCUAUUCCCUCAUUGGGAAUGCAUCCAUUAACUGUACUGCCUUGGGAACAUGGAGCCGGCCCCGACCCCGAUGUGAAGCAACUGGCUGCAAAAGACCAGAGAUCGAGAAUGGAAGAAUAACUGGACUAGAGACCAUGUACAAACUUAUGGACACUGUUGUCUUUGAAUGCAAUUUUGGCUAUGCCUUAAAGGGCUCUCAAGAGUCUCGGUGCCAGUUUGGAGGCACAUGGGACCCUCCUGUCCCCAUCUGUGAAAAGAUGCUGCUGUGUCCUUCCCCACCAAGUAUCAAAAAUGGCCAGCACCAUGGCAAGAAUGUGAAAGUCUUCAUCCCUGGAAUGUCCGUGAAGUACCACUGUGACCCAGGCUACGCCCUCACUGGGACGACACAAGUUUCUUGUCUGCCAUCUGGAACCUGGAGCAUCCCUUACCCUCGAUGCGAAGUGGUUGUCUGCACAACCCCAGCAAUCCAGAACGGAGCAGUGGCUGGUGAGCGCAGAGCCGCGUACAAUCCCGGGGACACCGUGACCUUCCAGUGCCGCCCCGGCUACAUGCUGCGGGGCAGCGGCGAGGCCGAGUGCCGGCGUGACGGCCGGUGGGCUCCUCCAGUGCCCGCCUGUGUGCCAGCAACGCCUUGUCCUCCACCCCCGGUCAUCGCCAACGCAACGCCCAGCGCUGAGCACGGGGACAACUUCACCAGUGGCAUGUCCAUCACCUACAGCUGCGACCCGGGCUUCUCCCUCAUCGGCGAUGCUUCGCUUUCCUGCACGGCGUCGGGGAAUUGGAGCCUCCCUUACCCGCGCUGCGCAGCUGGAUGUGGAACACCAACAACAUUAUCGUUUGCUGAGCUAAACAAGGAACACAAAAAUCAGACAGAGUUUCCUGUUGGGAAGACUGUGAAAUACACUUGCCGGCCAGGAUAUGCUAGACAUCCACAAAUGCCACCAAUGAUUACGUGUCUCAAAAAUCAAACGUGGUCCGAUGCUCAGGAGUUUUGCAAACGGAAAAGGUGUGAGCAUCCAGGAGAACCCAGAAAUGGCAGAGUUAUUGUUACAACGGACCUACUAUUUGGGUCAACAGUGAAUUACACUUGUGAGGAAGGGUACAGGCUGACUGGACACGCUCAGAGGCGCUGCGUGAUUUCUGGGUCUGGGAAGCGAGUUGUGUGGAGCGGUGACGUUCCCGUCUGCCAGUCAAUCGUGUGCGACCCGCCUCCGGACAUCCCCCACGGGAGACACACGGGCCGUCUGAUGGAUGACUUCCCCUACGCGGCUGUGGUCACGUACACGUGCGAUCCCGGCUACCCGCUCACGGGCGAGGACUUCAUUUUCUGCACCACGGAGGACGGGGUACACGGCGUGUGGAGCGGGCCACCGCCGCGGUGCGGAGCAACGCAGUGCUCUCUGCCUCCUGCCAUUGCCCAUGGAAGGCACAGUGGCCAAGCCAUGGCAGUUUUUGCCAGUGGGAUGUCUGUGAGAUACAGCUGUGAUCCUGGCUAUACUCUCAUUGGAGAAGCGCAGCUUAACUGUACAUCUUCUGGCGCUUGGAGCACCCCUGGCCCUCAGUGUGAAGCGCUCCUGUGUCCCGCCCCGUUGGCUAUUGACAAUGGUCAGCAUGAUGGCAAGGACGGGAAAGUCUACAGCCCUGGAAAGUCUGUGAAUUACAGCUGUGGGCCUGGUUAUUCUCUUGUUGGAAAAGCCACUCUAUAUUGCACAGAGAAUGGAACCUGGAGCAUCCCUUACCCUCGAUGCGAAGUGGUUGUCUGCACAACCCCAGCAAUCCAGAACGGAGCAGUGGCUGGUGAGCGCAGAGCCGCAUACAAUCCCGGGGACACCGUGACCUUCCAGUGCCGCCCCGGCUACAUGCUGCGGGGCAGCGGCGAGGCCGAGUGCCGGCGUGACGGCCGGUGGGCUCCUCCAGUGCCCGCCUGUGUGCCAGCAAUGCCUUGUCCUCCACCUCCGGUCAUCGCCAACGCAAUGUCCAGCGCUGAGCACGGGGACAACUUCACCAGUGGCAUGUCCAUCACCUACAGCUGCGACCCGGGCUUCUCCCUCAUCGGCGACGCUUCGCUUUCCUGCACGGCGUCGGGGAAUUGGAGCCUCCCUUACCCGCGCUGCGCAGCGCUGCAAUGUCCUUUACCUCCAAAUAUUGACAAAGGAAAGCAUAACAGCCAGGACUUGAAAGUUUUCACUCCUGGGAUGGCCAUAAAUUACAGCUGUGACCCUGGCUACUACAUAAUGGGAGAGGCAUCAAUUUAUUGUACAGAUUCUGGAAACUGGAGCCUCCCUCUUCCUCGGUGCGAAGGUGGCUGUGCUGCCCCUCCAGGCUUACGCUUUGCUGAGCUAACCGAGGAAUAUAAAAACCAGAGAGAGUUUUCUGUUGGGGACACUGUGCAAUACACCUGCCAGCCUGGAUACAUGAGACACCCUGGAAUACCCCCAACAGUAACAUGCCUCAAAAAUCAAACGUGGUCUGAAGCACUAGAGUUUUGUAAAAGGAAACAAUGUAAAUAUCCAGAAGUACCAAAGAAUGGCAGAGUUGUCAUUCUGACAGAUCUUCUCUUUGGGUCAGCAGUGAACCACACGUGUGAAGAAGGGCAUGAACUAGUUGGACAGUCUCAGAGGCGAUGUGAGAUUUUUGGAAUCCUUGUUGCAUGGAGUGGUGCUCCUCCCGUUUGCCAGAAGGUGGUAUGCCCAGUCCCAAAGAUCCAGAAUGGGAGAAUAUCCAUUCGUAAAAAUCGCUACACAUAUGAAGAUACUGUUAGCUUUAAGUGCCACGAAGGCUUCACCCUACGGGGCCAUCAUACAGUUCAGUGCAGAGCCGACAGAACAUGGGACCCACCUGUGCCAGUCUGUGAAUGGGGUGGAAUGCCAGAAUACUAUCAUCCUACUGAUACUACAACAAAGCCAGUGGUAAAGUGUCUGCCUCCUCCAGGCAUUACUAAUGGGGAACACAGCAGGCAUUCCUCACACACUUUUGACAUAGGAGCACUUGUGCACUACAGCUGCAAGCCUGGCUUCUUCCUGAUCGGGAAUGAGUCUAUCCGUUGUACAACACAUGGAGUCUGGAGCCGUCCCCUUCCUCGGUGCGAAGUUGGCUGUGCGAGCCCAGGAGUUGGGAAUGGAAAAGUAAUUGGAUUGGAGUCUCUCUAUAGACCUGGAGACAUCGUUAGGAUCGAAUGCAACAGUGACAAUGGCCCCAAAGGCCUUCGCGAGUCCCAGUGCCAGGCUGGAGGUAUCUGGGAUCCACCACUCCCCAUCUGUGAAACAGCACUGCGUUGUUCCAGGCCUCCAGAGAUUGCCAACGGGUGGCACAGUGGCCUGGCAACAGCGGUUUUUGCUCCUGGAAUAUCUGUAAGCUACAGCUGUGAGCCUGGCUUCUCUCUCAUUGGGACAACAUCCAUGUAUUGCACAGAGGCUGGAGCCUGGAGCCAUCCCGCUCCGGUCUGUCAAGUUGUGAAGUGCCUCCAUCCUCCAAACAUCACCAAUGGGAAGCUCACAGGCCACAUCUCUGAUACUUUUCCCUAUGGAACAUCUGUGUCCUACAGCUGCAAUCCUGGUUAUUCACUCACUGGGAAUGCUUUCCUUAACUGCACAGUGUCUGGAACUUGGAGCCAGCCUCUUCCUCGGUGUGAAGAGAUCAGAUGUAUAUUCCCAGAAGUUCUAGGUGUUAAGAAAACCAUGAUGGGAAAUACGUAUCGACUGGGGGCUAACAUCACUCUGGAGUGUGAUGAUGGUUACAUGUUGGAAGGUAUCAGUCAGAUUCAGUGUCAAGAGGACUUCAGCUGGGACCCUCCUGUACCAGCCUGUAGACUAGCUUCACAGAAGUCUAGGUCAGUAGGCCUAGGAGUUACAGCUGCAGCAGUGCUGCUUCUUGUUGGUGUGGGCAUUGUCUGGAAAAUUAUUUCCAAGCAGAAGGAAGGCUAUUAUCAUACUUAUGAAAACUAUGGGUACCGUACCCCUGUGGACCAUAUAACUGAACAGAAAUCUUUCUGUGUUCCAUAGCAGGCAGGAGACCCUUGGUUGCACCAGCCUGGCAGGACUCGUUCUCCACGCAGAAGAAACCGGUUGCAGAUUACAUGGAAGCUUUGGUCACUUUCUCCGAGACUGCAAUUCUGUAGUGAAAAGGGCACUUUGCCACAGAAUUAAAGUUAUUGCUGCUUCUGCUUCCAUUAAUCAAACUGCUGUAAGGAGCUAACCACGUUCGAAUUGUGCACAGUACAAAUGCUGUUUCAGAGAGACUCUUGUUUGUAUUCCUGCUGCCUGAAGAAUGCUUCCUUUAUUUGCAAACUCCUGAGAUGACCAAGACACGCAGAAGCAUUCCUGCGCCUCUGCAUUCAAGUUAGAAUUCAUUAAACAAUCAAAAGAUUGUCAUAAUUUUGCCUGGAAAUAGAUAGAAAUAAAUAGUCCAAAAGGUUUUCUAUGUUUGGUAAGUGAAAGUGAAUAACGGCUAUAAAAAUGACAGCUCCUGUCACCAGUGGUCAUUACAAGCAAGCUACCCCCAAGGACCGGUAGAAUGGGGUUUUUUUCCUCCUAGAAUAAUUCACUCCGAAGAAGAGUCGCUAUUUCAGGACGUCAGUUUAUCUCCAAAGGCAGCUGUCUCUUGUUUAACUGCAUUAACACCACGGCAAGCUUAUGCUUAUCACCAGCAGGCCUUAAUCGGUAUUCUCCCCCAGAAACACUCAUUUGUAGCCUAUCUCUAAGGACGUUUAUCCUAAUAAAAGCGGAACGUAACACAGCAA
This is a messenger RNA of Dromaius novaehollandiae (emu), 7817 nucleotides long. RefSeq names its product complement C3b/C4b receptor 1 (Knops blood group) (gene CR1). The transcript has 46 exons. The coding region runs from base 1 to 7080 and encodes 2359 amino acids. NCBI's taxonomy places the organism in Eukaryota, Metazoa, Chordata, Aves, Casuariiformes, Dromaiidae. The record is from RefSeq and is a predicted model, not a curated record.